UCCUUUAACUAUCUUUUCCAGUGCAGGAAACGUCCUGCGCCACAUUAUCCGAAAUGGCUGAGAGCUUGUUAGUGCACAUCAGGCUGCCGAAGCGGCAGCGCUUGGAAGGGCUGGGCCUCCACGUUUGGGGCCCCGCGGCCGCGGUGGAGACGAAAUGGGAGGAGCCUCUGGCGCCUCUGGCGGAGGAUUGGUAUGGACUCACCUUUGAGGUGCCCCUGGCGUUUGCCGAAAAGGAAGGCAAGUUGGCCAUGGGCUUGAUUUUGCACCUGGAUGAUCUCAAGAAGUGCUCGGUGGAGCUCGGCUGGGAGGCCCUGGCCGCCUACGCCGACGAGCUGGGCGACGGCGAGCUGUGGAUCGGCCAUGCGGAGCAGCCCAGCACCCGAGCGCCCGAGCGGACACAACUCUUGGAGGGUGAUCUGCAUUCCUUGGGUGCUCGAGGGCAUUGGGUCUCGCCCAGCUUGAUACUCUGGCGGACCGCCGCAUCACUGCCAGAGAAGUGUGAGGUGACCCUGCAUGCCAGCGCCAGUGCUCAGCUCAGCGAGGCCAAUCUGGCAGGUCAACAGUUCAUUUUGGAGCCGGUGAUGGUGGAUGAAGACGAAGCAAAGGUCUUUCAGGAGAAUCCUUACCUGCAAGGCUGCGGAUGUUUGCGACUGCCGCAGGAGGCGGUGAAGUGCGUGGGUGAACUUUGCAAGCAGCAGCUGGCCCUGUGUCUGCGCGACGCGAAUGGCGAAGUCCUGGACUGCACCGGCGUGCAGAUCGGCAUGCUGUUGGACCAUUGCUUCCGCUACGAUGGCGCGCUGGGUUGCGACGUCACCAAGGACGGCGUCCAGUUUCACCUCUGGGCGCCGAGCGCGGUCUCGGUGGAGCUUUUGCUUUACGACGGUCCACGCAAGGGCACCGCCAGCGUGCAGAGUAUGAGCGAGAACCAGGGCGUGUGGAGUCUUCAAGGCUCCAGGAGGUGGGUGGGCAAGUACUACAACUACAAGGUCCAAGCUUACCAUCCAUCCACCGGUCGUAUUGAAACCAUGGAAACACCCGAUCCUUACUGCUUGGCCUGCUCCGCAGAUGCAGGACGCAGCAUGAUUUGCGAACUUCCCCCCUGCCCCCAGCAGCCGCCCUUGCCGCCCUUUUCGCACCGCGCGGAUGCGGCCAUCUACGAGCUCCACGUGCGCGACUUCAGCGCCAAGGACGACUCCGUGGCAGCGAAGAAGCGAGGGAGCUACUUGGCCUUCGAGGAGGAAGGCACCGUGGGGGACCGGCACCUGCGGCGCUUGGCGGACAGCGGCAUCAGCCAUGUACACCUCCUGCCAACCUUUGACUUCGGCUCGGUGCCCGAACGGUGCGAGGAGCGGUUGGAAGCCGAGAUGCCUAGUAAAGCGGGUCCAGACUCUGAAGGACAACAGAUGGCGGUCAUGGAGGUGGCCGAUCAGGAUGCCUUCAACUGGGGAUAUGAUCCAGUCUUGUUUGGAGUGCCCGAAGGCUCCUAUGCCUCUGACCCCGACGGCCUGGCUCGGGUGCUGGAGCACCGGCGCAUGGUCACAGGACUUCACCGAAAGGGUCUUCGAGUGGUGGCCGAUGUGGUCUUCAACCACGUCUUCGGCAGUGGCCCCGUCGGUCCUCACAGCGUGUUGGACAAGUGCGUGCCCGGCUACUACCUUCGGCGCAGUGAAGAUGGGAAGGUGGAGAACUCCACCUGCAUGAACAACACGGCGACCGAGCGCUACAUGAUGGAACGCCACGUCGUCGACAUGCUGAAGCGUUGGGUGAAAGAGCAGCGAGUGGAUGGUUUCCGCUUCGACUUGAUGGGGCAUUUGACUCUGAGAUGCAUCCAGAAGUGUCGGCAAGCCUUGGAUGAGUUCAGCUUGGAGGAGCAUGGCGUGGAUGGCCCCAGGUUGUUGCUCUACGGCGAGGGCUGGGAGUUCGGCGAGAUCGCCCAGGGCGCGCGUGGUGUUACGGCCGUGCAGCGGUCCCUAGCGGGCACCGGAGUGGGCUCCUUCAACGAUGGGCUGCGAGGCGCAGCCUUGGGCGGCAAUGCCUUUGAAGAUCCCCGAAUCCAAGGCUUUUGCACUGGCCUCGCCUUGCGCCAAGGCGCGGAAGAGGUGCAGCAGACCAACGCGAAGCAGAUGGAGUUGCUCCGCAUCGCUGCUGACAACAUCAGGCUCUGCAUGGCUGGCGGUUUGAAGGACUACAAGUUGGAGCAAGACUGCUUCGGUCGUCGAGCCUUGCCUGCGGGCCAACUGCAUGGCGGCCAUGCGGCCUACGUCUCUGCUCCCGAAGAAGCCGUCAACUUCAUUUGCGUCCAUGACAACGAGACCCUCUAUGACAGCACUGUUUGGAAGAUGCCUGCUGUCAGCACCACGCCAGAGGAGCGUGUGAGGGCCAACUGGCUUUGCACCGCCAUCUUGGCUCUCGGCCACGGUGUCCCUCUCUUCCAUGCGGGCGACGAGGUUUUACGAUCCAAAUCGUUGGACCGGGACAGCUACAACAGCGGCGACUGGUUCAACUGGUUGGACUUCACCGGGAAGCGCUCGGGCUUCGGCCGUGGCUUGCCCCCAUGGGGCAAGAACCACACCAAGUGGGAACUGAUGAAGCCCUUGCUGCGGGACCAGACCUUGGCACCGACGCCACAAAUGGCGCAGAAGACCACGGAGAAGUUCUGUGAGCUGCUCCGCAUCCGUCGAUCUACACCCUUGUUGGGCCUCUGGAAGGCCAAGGAUAUCCAUGAGAAGGUGAAAUUCCCCGUGGACGUUCCAGGAGUGGUGGUGAUGGAAGUGUGCAACGGGCCACCGGCCGACGGCAGCUCCGCGGAGCCUCUCUGUGACAAGUACGCGCGCGUGGUGGUGGUGCUCUCUGCUUUGCCCACGGAGCACCGGGUGGAAAUCCCAGCGAGCUAUACCAAUGGAUCGCUGCAAGUGCAUCCGCUUCACGCUGAGUCCACGGACGAGUUGACACGAGAAGCACGCGUUGACCUGGAGAGCAAUGAGCUGCUGGUGCCUCCCAUGUCGGCCAUCGUCUUCGUGGAGCCCGAGGAGGUCUUGCCGACCGGUGAUGGUCGCGCGGGGCGCUUGAAGUUCAAGCCGGCAGUGCGCGACCGUCCCAUCCGUGGCAAUGGGCUCGGAUUGCUGGAAUCAGAUCCAGCCACUGUCCCCUUCCGCGGCCACUUGGAGUACCGAUGGAAGGUCUACACCGACCUCCGCAAAAGCAUCCAGGAGACCGCCGGCUCGUUGACCCAGUUCGCCGAAGGCUACCAACGCCUGGGCUUCACCACCGAUGAGUCUGGUGCCAUCACCUACCGUGAGUGGCUCCCACCGGCACAGUCCGUGUCCUUGGUGGGGGACUUCAACGGCUGGAACGAGCACGCCACGCCCAUGGCGCGCGACGCCUUCGGCACCUGGGAGGUGACGUUGCCACCGGGCUCCAUUGCCCAUCGCUCCAAGGUGAAGUUCUGCGCCGUGACGCCGGAUGGUGCCAAGGUCUACCGGGUCCCGGCCUGGAUCACAUGGUCCUGCUGCGACCUAGGCAAAUUCGGCUCCACCUACGACGGCAUCUACUGGGACCCCGCCACGCAGCCGGACGCGCCCGACGCGCAGCCGGGCGCGGCGCCGGACGCGCCGGGGGCGCCGGACGUGUACUUCCGCGGGUUCAAGGCGAAGGCACCGACGGUGCAGUCCUUGCGCAUCUACGAGGCACAUGUGGGGAUGUCCUCGGUGGAGCCGAAGUGCAACAGCUACCUGGAGUUCGCACGGGAUGUGCUGCCGCGCAUCAAGGAAGCAGGCUACAACUGCGUGCAGUUGAUGGCCAUCAUGGAGCAUUCGUACUACGGAUCCUUCGGCUAUCACGUGACCUCGCCCUUUGCGGUGUCGUCGCGCUCGGGAACCCCGGAUGAGUUCAAGGUGCUGGUGGAAACCGCUCACGAGAUGGGCAUGCUGGUUUUGAUUGAUUUGGUCCAUUCGCACGUGUCCAACAAUGCCGACGAUGGCCUGAACGGCAUGGACUUUGGUCAGGCGGAGUGCGACAGCUAUUUCAUGACCGGCGAUCGAGGCUACCAUCGCUUGUGGGAUUCCAGACUUUAUUGCUACAAGAACUAUGAGGUCCUGAGAUACCUGCUCUCCAACUUGCGUUGGUGGCUGGAGGAGUACAAUUGCGAUGGAUUCCGCUUUGAUGGCGUGACCUCCAUGCUGUACCAUCACCAUGGCUUGUACAUGAAUUUCACCGGGAAUUACGAGGAGUACUUUGGGCUGCAGACGGAUGUGGACGCGGUGGUCUACCUGAUGUUGGCCUCAGAGUUGGUCAAGAGCGUGAAGCCUUCCGCCAUCAUGAUUGCUGAGGAUGUCUCCGGUAUGCCCGGCUUGUGUGUGCCGGUCGCCGAAGGAGGUGUUGGCUUCGACUACCGUUUGGCGAUGUCGUUGCCGGACUUGUGGAUUUCGCUGCUCAAGGAAGCCAAGGACGAGCAUUGGGGGAUGAACCACAUCGUCUCGAAGAUGUGCAACCGCCGCCGUGGCGUGGAGAAGACGGUGGCCUACGCCGAGUGUCACGACCAAUCCAUCGUGGGAGACAAGACGAUUGCCUUUUGGUUGAUGGAUGCCGAGAUGUACACGGGCAUGGGCGACGACGGCACCCCUGGCUCCGUGCAGAUCGAGCGCGGCAUGUCGCUACACAUGAUUAUCCGCGCGAUCACCAUGGGCUUGGGAGGUGAAGCCUACUUGAACUUCAUGGGGAACGAGUUUGGGCACCCGGAGUGGGUGGACUUCCCCCGUGAAGGCAACAACUGGUCGGCCGCCCACUGCCGCCGCCGCUUCGACCUGGCGGACAGCGGCUUGUUGCGGUAUCGCUUCUUGCUGAAAUGGGAUGUGGCGCUCCACGCGUUGGAGGAGAGCACCGGCUUCGCCAGCGACGAACAUUUGUUGGUCUCGAGCCAACACGAGGAGGACAAGGUCAUCGUUUUCGAACGUGCUGACCUCCUGUUUGUGGUGAACCUCCACCCAUGCAAUGACUACGCUGACUAUAAGGUGGGUGUGCGCGAGCACGGGAGGUACAAGGUCUGUUUGGACUCCGAUGCCCACGACUUCCGCGGACGAGGCCGCACGGUGCACGACUGGGUCUACUUCUCGGCGCCCGAGGGCGUUCCCGGUGGCCCGGGGAACUUCAACGACCGCAUGGCCUCGAUCACCCUCAAGGUCGUGCCGAGCCGCAGCUGCACGGUCUAUGAGAGGCUUUUGGAAGGUGAAGCUCAAACGAGUGGCAUGGACCAACCCGUCUCCCAGGCCAUCCGACAAGCCUUGGACGCGCACGAGGCGGCCGCCGAGCAGCGCAGAGAGCUGGCGGAUCGCAUCAGCGGCGCGUGAGGGGAGCGUUCACGUCCCGUUCACGUCCUGCGCCAUGCUGCGCAGCGCGAUUUACCGGCGCUUUCGCUCAGAGGGUUUGCUUUUUGUCCCUG
Messenger RNA from Durusdinium trenchii, 5437 nucleotides. The record is from the annotation of a GenBank genome assembly. NCBI's taxonomy places the organism in Eukaryota, Dinophyceae, Suessiales, Symbiodiniaceae.